GCUUUCCUGUAGUGUGUGUGUGCGUGUGCGUGCGUGAGUGUGUGUGUGUGAUGCCUGCCACCGCGGCGAAAAGUAAACCCACUAGACUAACUUGAACAAGUGUGCGGAGGGAACCAGAAAAUCGGCGGAGGUGGAGAAUGGCCUCAGGCAACAGCAGGGUCAGCACAGAAGAAGAGAAGUCUCUCCCUUCCUACACACACAGGCGCGCGCACGCCACACACAAACACUGCCCCCCCAACUUUGCCCAGGAUGGUGCGGAGCACCCAGACCCCAGGACUGGCCCUGGCACUGCUCCAGGGCUUCGCUGAACUGGCCCAAUCUCUACAGCCCGCCUCCCAGUGGCCGCCGAAACACCUGAAGCUGCGGAGGGCGAGGGUGGAAAAGAUCCCCCGAUACCCGCGCUUUGCUCCUCCGAUCGAUCGGGAAGAAGAAGCAGGAGGAGUUGUCUCCUCCUUGCUGCUGUUGCUGCUGCUGCUGAUCUGGCCAGGAAGUUGUCGUGGCAACGGGAGGCGGGGAGGAGAUGCACCGAGGGAUGGAGGUCUGUGUCACCGCUGCUGCUACUGCACCUCAGCCCCAUGCUCAGGGGCCUUGAAUCAAAGCCAGUGCCCAUUUCCCAGGAGAGACGACUAUUAUUUAGGUGGAUGAAUAAAGGGAGGCCGGUGGAUUUGUGUUUGAGCUCCCCCUGUCCUUCCCCUCGAUCUACCACCCAGGACACAGGCUAUCCAGGGCCCUGGUGCUGCCCAGGAGGAGUCCUCUGUGAGUGAUCCUGUCCCCAAGAUCCAGCUGCAUGGAACGGCUACAGAAGCAACCGCUCACCUCCCCCGGGAGCGUGAGCUCCUCCCGAGAUUCCAGUGUGCCUGGCUCUCCCUCCAGCAUUGUGGCCAAGAUGGAUAAUCAGGUGCUGGGCUACAAGGACCUGGCGGCCAUCCCCAAGGACAAGGCCAUCCUGGACAUUGAACGACCAGACUUGAUGAUCUAUGAACCACACUUCACAUACUCCCUCCUGGACCACGUGGAGCUGCCUCGAAGCAGAGAGCGCUCGUUGUCACCCAGAUCCACAUCUCCACCACCAUCCCCAGAGGUGGUAUGGCCAGAAAGCAGGUCACCAGGGACCAUGUCUCAGACCCCUGCGCCCAGGACUAGUGGGACCCCCCGGAGCAGCCUGCCUCAUUUCCAUCGACCUGAGACCGCUCGUGCAGAAUUUAACAUUUAUAAGAAACCUCCCAUCUACAAGCAGAGAGAAUCUGUGGGAACAAGUCCCCAGAGCAAGCACCCCAUUGAGGACCUCAUCAUUGAGUCAUCCAAGUUCCCAGCAGCCCAGCCCCCAGACCCCAACCAGCCAGCUAAGAUCGAAACUGACUACUGGCCAUGUCCACCAUCUCUGGCUGUUGUGGAGACAGAAUGGAGGAAGCGGAAGGCAUCUAGGAGAGGAGCAGAAGAGGAGGAGGAGGAGGAGGAAGACGAUGACUCAGGGGAAGACAUCAAGGCUCUAAGAGAGAGGCAGAGAGAGGAACUCAGUAAGGUCACCUCCAACUUGGGGAAGAUGAUCCUGAAGGAGGAGAUGGAAAAGUCCUUACCCAUUCGUAGGAAAACCCGCUCCCUGCCUGACCGAACACCCUUCCAUACUUCCUUGCAUGCAGGAACAUCCAAGUCUUCCUCACUGCCAGCCUAUGGCCGGACCACUCUCAGCCGGCUACAGUCCACAGAGUUCAGUCCAUCAGGGAGUGAAGCAGGAAGUCCAGGCCUUCAGAAUGGAGAGGGCCAGAGGGGGAGGAUGGACCGGGGAAACUCCCUGCCUUGUGUGCUGGAGCAGAAGCAGAUUUAUCCCUAUGAGAUGCUGGUGGUGACCAACAAGGGGCGUUCCAAGCUGCCUCCGGGUGUGGACAGGAUGAGGCUUGAGAGACAUCUAUCAGCAGAAGACUUCUCGAGGGUGUUUGCCAUGUCUCCUGAGGAAUUUGGCAAGCUGGCUCUGUGGAAACGCAAUGAACUCAAGAAGAAGGCCUCCCUCUUCUGAUUGCCCUCACCCUCUCUUUGACCCAGCCCCAAACACCUGCUUCAGGGCUUUGGACAUAGGAGUUGUGAGAUCCCAAAGUACCUUCUUUCACUGCUGAGUGGGAGCAACCACCUCUUAGGGAAGUGGAGGGAUGGGGUGAAGAAGAGGUAGACACGGUACCCUAGGGCAGAGGGGAAGAAGAUGGGAAAGGCUAAGACCUCUACAGGUCAUGGGCCUAACAACCAGAGACUUUCUCUCACCUGGUGAUGGUUCUAGGUUGACCCUACCUCCUUUCAUCACUCCUACUUUCCCGCCACACAAGGCAGGCCCAGGCUACACCCUGGUACAAAAAGGGUUAAAGUUUGCCCUGGUUGAGGGCCCAGACUCCACUCCUACCCCCCACAUCCAGGUAUCAAAGGCUUAAGACUUACUCAAAUCAGGUACUAAGAAAUGGGCUAACAGAAGGGAGGGUGAGGGAUACAAGAACAGAGAAG
This is a messenger RNA of Phascolarctos cinereus (koala), 2487 nucleotides long. It is a transcript of the gene DMTN, whose product is annotated as dematin actin binding protein. NCBI's taxonomy places the organism in Eukaryota, Metazoa, Chordata, Mammalia, Diprotodontia, Phascolarctidae. The record is from RefSeq and is a predicted model, not a curated record. Gene Ontology annotation, biological process: actin filament bundle assembly; cytoskeleton organization; lamellipodium assembly. Gene Ontology annotation, cellular component: plasma membrane; actin cytoskeleton. Gene Ontology annotation, molecular function: actin filament binding.